ACCAUCAUCCAAAGUCCAAACCCAUCUUUCAUUUCAUCACAUUUCCUCUUCAUUCACAACCAUUCAUCUAAAAAGUCAUCAAGAUUCAAACCUCUAUUCACAGUAUUCAUCUUAUCUUUUACAUGGAAACAAUUAGUGAAUCCAAUAAUCAUCACCAUAAUUGGGGUUUCAUUGAAAACUCAUCAGAUCAAGAUUCAUGUGAAGAAACUUCAACAAUCUCAAAUGGAUCAUCAUCCAUUUCUUCAUCUUCUUCAGUAGAUACCAUAGAUGAUGAUGCAUCUUCAUCUUCAUCUUCAUCUUCACUUAAUUCAGCUGGAUCUUCUCUACAUGAUUUAUCUGACCUAAUGUCCCAGUUACCUAUCAAAAGAGGGUUAUCAAAGUUCUAUCAAGGGAAAUCAGAAUCAUUCACAUCUCUUGCAAGGGUAAUAAGCAUUGAAGAUCUUCCAAAGAAACUAAAGAAUCCAUACAACAAGAUGAGGAAGAUGAAAGGUAGCAGCAAGAAUUAUGGAGGUGGUUUAGAUAACUAUAAAUCCCACACCCUCCCCAAACCAACCAUUUCAAAGAAACCUUCACCUUUUCUAAGGCAGAGAAGUUUUACUAAAUCCCAUCUGGUUCCUGAUCAACAGAACAACUAGUGGUAUUCAAAAUUAAACAAGUUUUGGGAGUUUUGUUUAGUUUUUUAGUAUGCAGGGAAAGGGAAAGAGAAUUUUGGGUACUACAUAUGUUUGUAGCAGAGUUGGGAGAGGAGAGAGAUUUUAUGUGUAUAUAAAUAUUAUAUAUAUGAUAUAUAACUUCAUACAUGAAAUCAUGAUUCU
This is a messenger RNA of Cynara cardunculus var. scolymus (artichoke), 815 nucleotides long. RefSeq lists its product as uncharacterized. Lineage: Eukaryota; Viridiplantae; Streptophyta; Magnoliopsida; Asterales; Asteraceae. The record is from RefSeq and is a predicted model, not a curated record. Bases 123 to 635 code for a protein of 170 amino acids. The transcript is spliced from 2 exons.